CCCAGCGUCGUCGAGGAGAACAGCAUCGCAUCUGACCGACAUGGAUGGGCGUCCCUGCGCUUGUUCUGCGGGGUUCACGUGACAGCAGGUAUUCACAGCAAGACGUUUGAGAGUCUCGUGCCUCGCACGAUUUCGUCGGUGGUUCACGCAUCUCUCUCCUUGCAGCUCAGCGGCUAUUUGUAUCAGUUUAGGGAGUGCUUGAGGCACGUGAUCAAGUCCAGGAUCAAGCUCGUGCCCGAGGGGCUGCCAUAUGACGUUGUUCAGUACGAGAGCUCUGUCAUCAAGUUCUUCCCCCCCCCCGAGACUGGCCCUGACAGGGAGGUGAAGAAAGUAGUUGUCGCUUGUCUUCCACGUGGCGACUGGAGGAAUCGAGAUUACGUCGACGUAUGCGUGCCAAACGUGCUUGUGACCGACAACGGCAUAGCUGCAGUGGCAAGCGUCAUUGAGGACGGUCUCAGCUUCGCCUUGCUAAGCGCGAAGCCCAGCGCCUGGCCGGGACAUCGGUGGGCGGGCCCGGAGAUCGCAGCAUCCGCCGACGCUGCCCCAGCUGAUGGACACGAGGUCGUCGACAACACUGGCCGCGCUGACGCGGGGCCGAGCUUCGCAGAGAAGAACGCAAGGGACAGGAAGUGGACGCUCGAAAGGUUGUCGAGAGAUCCCCUGCCUGACCUGGUGUUGUUGAGGUGCGCGCUCGAUCCCAUCGUGCGCGUGCUCCACGAUCAGCUGAACAUGGUUAGCCUGCGCUGGGAGCUCAGCCAGAGGGCGGCCGUGGCGAGGUCGCCUCAGAUGGGGCGCCUUCCAGGACUAGGCGCUAGGGGCUACAGGAUCGUCACCGCGCGAAAGCUCCUACUGGAGGACAAGUUCUUCAGGGAGCUCCAGGCGAUCUGGCUUGGGCCGCAUCGCUGGCGUUCGUUUCCAGAGAGGUGCUACACAGAGGAGUUCAGCUGUCUGGCGUUCCGCCUGCUCGCGCGGGAAGGCGCGCUGGCGGGGCAGCUCCACGUUUCGAACCACUCCCUCUUCCACUUCAGAGUCUUCGGGCUGUUCGUGGUUGAACCGAUCCCCAGACUGUAUGAAAAGGGGCCGUGGGUUAAAGAUUUGCGCGCCCGCUUCCCUGACGUGGUUUGCCGGGACUUCUCGGAGGUGCUGCUCACCCUCGCCGUGCCCGCUCAAGUGGACAUCGCGUGCGCGGAGGCGAAGCGCGCUGCCGUCCGACUCCGGCUAGAGCAGAG
Molecule: messenger RNA, 1229 nt
Organism: Prorocentrum cordatum
Lineage: Eukaryota; Dinophyceae; Prorocentrales; Prorocentraceae
Source: the annotation of a GenBank genome assembly